Molecule: messenger RNA, 1507 nt
Organism: Rubroshorea leprosula
Lineage: Eukaryota; Viridiplantae; Streptophyta; Magnoliopsida; Malvales; Dipterocarpaceae
Source: the annotation of a GenBank genome assembly
CCAAAAAUGUAAAAUUAUUUUUUUGGAAGAAAGACAGACCGUUCAGCAAAUACUGUGUAGAUUGAGACCAAAAAGCAAGCAUUUCCAUGGAAGCUGCUACUUUCUGUUCCAUUCUCUACACCCUUCGAUUCUCAAGCAAUACAGUUGCUUCCAAUACUAACAGACUCUACAAUGAAACAUACCCACAUAGAAACAGCACUAGUAUCUGUUUGUUUCCUUCGUUUUCCUCUGCUUUCCUUAGAAACUGUAAUUUUCCAGGAAAAUCUUUGCGGGUCAGUGGGUUUAGUGUUCUCAGCUCCCCCUCCAAUCCCCACGACCAAAACCCAUCUCCAGAACUCGCUGUUCUUCUCGAAGUUGAUGGGGUCCUUAUGGAUGCAUAUCGAUUGGGAAAUCGCCAAGCUUUCAAUCUAGCAUUUCAAAAGCUCGGGCUUGAUUGUGCAAAUUGGACAGAACCAGUCUAUUUAGAUCUUUUAAGGAAAAGUUCUGGUGAUGAGGAAAGGAUGUUGAUUUUUUAUUUUAACCGUAUUGGUUGGCCUACUUCAUUGCCCACAAGUGAGAAAGGAGCAUUUGUGAAAAGUGUCUUGCGGGAAAAGAAAAAUGCUUUGGAAGAACUUAUGUCAACAAGUUUACCUUUGCGACCUGGAGCUGUAGAUUUUAUUGAUGAUGCAUACAACAAAGGAAUAACUGUUGUCAUCUUGACAUCCUACAGUAAAAGUGGGGAUAAGGUUGCUCGAUCUAUUGUUGAAAAGUUUGGCCAUGAGAGACUUUCUAAAGUAAAGAUCAUUGGAAAUGAGGAAGUAGAAAGAAGUUUUUAUGGUCAACUUGUGCUUGGCAAAGCAAUGUCAUCUGAUCUGGAUGAGCAACUAGCUAAGGAAGCAAGAGAAGCCGCUUCUGCUGAGAAACAAAAGAUAGCAAAGGAGGUUGCAUCCAUGCUAAAGUUGAGUGUAGACCUUGACACGACCUCCGCUGAAAGCUUGCAAAAGAUUGUUGCUACCCUGCGUGCUGGAGCAGAAUUUGCUGGGGUACCUGUCUACAAUUGUGUACUUAUUGCAGGAAGCAGAUCCGGAGUCUCUGGAGCUGAGCAAAUAGGCAUGCCGUGUGUUGUACUGAGAAGCAGCUUCACGUCAAGAGGCGAGUUCCCUUCAGCAAAUGCAGUAAUGGAUGGCUUCGGAGGAGCAGAUCUAACAAUUUCCAAACUACUGAAAAGACGAUGGUCAUGAUGUUUUUCUUGUUUCCUUUGUUUAAUAUAUGUCAAAAUUAGAGCAUUCAAUCACACUUAAACUUGUCCUAACAAUUCUAUUUAUGACUUCCUUUGUUUGAGGCCAAUUUUUUCAGGAUAGUUUUAUCCCGAAAAGGUAUAUUAACAAAGUAACUUUUUCGAGAUGAUUUUGUCUAUAACCCUUUUUUAAGUUGUCAACUGAGUCCCACAGUUAUCAGUUUUCCCAUAGUUAGUGGACCUCCUAAACAAUCUUUUUUGAUCUUUUUCCAAUAAAUAUUUUCUAGGUUU